Messenger RNA from Chaetomium fimeti, 1115 nucleotides. RefSeq lists its product as uncharacterized. Gene Ontology annotation, molecular function: oxidoreductase activity. NCBI's taxonomy places the organism in Eukaryota, Fungi, Ascomycota, Sordariomycetes, Sordariales, Chaetomiaceae. The coding region runs from base 194 to 1045 and encodes 283 amino acids. The record is from RefSeq and is a predicted model, not a curated record. The transcript is spliced from 2 exons.
CGCCUUGAUAAAGGGAGCAGGGAGAAGGAACCUUGAGGAUUGCAUUGCUUGCAACCACGUUCCAUAACAUAUAUUCUGAUCAUCUACCAUUCCAAUUGACCUCAGGAUCCCCCCGUCUUGAUCUCGUGCUCACUUUGUCUCACUCAAACAAAACAAAACAAAACUUACGUCAUAUCACAACACAAACGUCACCAUGGCCGAAGCACAGCUCCACGACUUCCCAUCCCUCUUCUCCCUCGAAGGCAAAGUCGCCGUCGUAACCGGCGGUUCCCGCGGCCUCGGCCUCAGCGCCGCCUCCGCCCUCCUCCAAGCAGGCGCCUCCAAAGUGUUCAUCACCUCGCGCAAAGCCUCCGCCUGCGACGCCGCCUGCGCCUCCCUCAACGCCCUGCCCAACCUCCGCCCAGGCAGCCGCGCCAUCUCCGUCCCGGCCGACGGCGCGACGCUCGACGGGGUCAAGCACCUCGUCUCGCAAGUCUCUGCGCAGACGGAACACGUCGACAUCCUGCUGGCCAACGCGGGCGCGUCGUGGGGCGAAGGGUUCGACACGCACGGCGACGCGGCCUUCGCCAAGGUCAUGGACCUGAACGUGCGCGGGGUGUUCAACGCGGUGCGCGAGUUCGCGCCGCUGCUGCAGCGGCGCGCGACCGCGGCCGAUCCGAGCCGGGUGGUGAUUACCGCGAGCGUGGCAGGGUUGGGGGUGGGGACCCUGGGUAAGCAGGGGACUUAUGGGUAUAGUGCCAGCAAGGCGGCCGUGCUGCAUCUGGGGCGGAAUUUGGCGGUGGAGUUGGGGCCGAGGGGGAUUACGGUGAAUAGUAUCUGCCCGGGGUUUUUUCCGAGUAAGAUGAGCAAUGGGUUGUUGGAGAUGUCGGGUGGUGCUGAGGCGCUGGGCAAGGAGAACCCGUUGAGGCGGCUGGGGCAGGCGGAGGAUAUCGCGGGGGUGGUGGUGUACUUGACCAGCAGGGCGGGCGCGUAUGUCAAUGGGGCGGCGAUUGAGAUUGACGGCGGUGCGUUAUGGCAGAAGGGGCAGCUGGAUGUUAAGUUGUAGGGGAGAGAGUCGGGAUAGAAUAGAGUAUAGCGAGGUGUCUAUUACGUUAUAACACAGGUUUCCCCGAAAU